Yamadazyma jaroonii is the source of this 2706-nucleotide messenger RNA. The record is from the annotation of a GenBank genome assembly. Lineage: Eukaryota; Fungi; Ascomycota; Pichiomycetes; Serinales; Debaryomycetaceae.
AUGUUUAAGAAAUUUACACCAAAGAAACCACUACCAUCACCAUUGAAUUUAUCAGUAGAUUUCGAUAGUUUAAAUACUGAAGAAAUUGAAAUCGAUAAAUCUUUUCAUGGGACUUUCCAUUCAAAUUUUAAAACUCAAAAUAAUUCAAUUUGUACAAUUUGUAAAUUCAUAAUUGAAGAAGAUUUAUUAGAAUUAUCAUGUAAUCACAUAUGUCAUAGAGAUUGUUUUAUAAAUAAUAUUUUGACAUGUAAAAAAUGUGAAGAUGAUACCAUUGAGACGGAUUUUUUAACACCAAAUGUCUUAAGUCCUAAAGGUACAUUUAAUUCAAAUAAUGAUAAAUUUACUCCAAGAAUAAGUAAUAAUAAUAAUGAUAUGAUCAUAGAUACUCCUAUAAUGGAUGCUAUUGAUGUUCCAAUGACACCAUCAGAUCAAAUAAUAUUUGACCCUUUAAAAGUUAAACAGAAUAAAAUUGACAGGAGUGAUUUAAGAAUCCAACAAAAUCAAUUAUUAUCACCAAGAACUUCCUUUAAUAAGAAUUUAAAUAAAGACUUAUUUGAUAGUUUAAUGAAACCAAGGGUAAAAUUCAUUGAAGAAUUCAAGGAUCGUAAAAAUGUGUUCGAUUCUUAUAAAGAUGAUAAACAAUUUAAUUUGAACUAUCUUUUGAAUAUCAAACCUCCAAAGUUCUUGAAUUCAAUCAAUGUUGAUAAGAAUUUACAAUUAAAGAAUGCCAUAUAUGAUGAAAUCAAAUGUGAUAUUUUGAAGAAUAUCAAUUGGAAUGAUGAAUCCAUUGAUUUUUCAAAUUUGGGAAACUUGAUUAUCUUUGAAAUAAUAGACAUCAGUACUAACGGGAAUAAUUGGGAUCAAGUAAGAUUAUUACUUUUUGAAAACAGUUUAUUAUUAAUUGAUUUAAAAGGAGAAAUCUUAAUUGGUCAAAUAUUCAUUCACAAUAUCAAUAAUAUGGUAAGAUUUUUAAGUGGUAUUAGAUUAAAUUUAGACAAUACCACCAUUCCUGAAUUACAAAUUUGUAGUGAUAUUCCAUUGAUAAUUUCAAGAUUAGAAUAUUAUUUCAAGAAACUUUUAAAUCAUCAGUUUAUUCAAGAAACUUCAAUUUAUCAAUUAACCAUAAAUGGUUGGAAUAUUAUCAAGGAUAAUUAUCAAAAUUUACCAGUGGAAAUUUUAAGAUUCCAAAAUUGUAUUGAAAAUAACUUAGAAAUUCCAGAAAAUCUCUUGAUAAAGUCAAUGCCUUCACCAGAAAUAAUUCCUUUCAAUUUGAUUAUUUCAAUAACUUUAUUAAACAACACAACAUUAUCUAAUGAGGACUAUAGAGUGAAGAUAUUAAAGUUUUUAGAUCAAGUAAGAUCAAAUUUAAGACCUUUUGAUAAAAUAUCUUUGAUAUUUGUUGGAUUAAAUGGUUCAGGAAUUCCUUGUAGGAAAGGUUCAUUUAUUGGAUCUAUUGAACCUAAUUGGUCAGGUUGGGAUUCUAUUUACAAUGAAGUUAAGAUUCAAUCAAAUUUCAAUCACAAAAACCAACAAAUAUUAAGAAAUGGGUUUGAUGAAUUAUCUAUCACCUUGGAUAAAUGUAAAGAUUUAUUCCCAUUCUUGAAUUCAGGUAACACUAUCAAUAAAUUGAUUAUAAUCAAUUCCAAUAUUUAUGAACCUGAAGAACAAUUGGUCAAUCAAGAUAAACUUAAUUUCAUUGAAGGUCAAUUCAAAACCUUAUUAAACAAUGAAAAGAAUUUAUCAGUAGAUUUCUUUAGAAUUGGUAAAAAUUAUACUCCAGAAUUAGAAUUUGCUUUGAAAACUGUUUUACAACCUUCAUUAAUCAAUAAUAAUGACGUUUUGAAGAUUCCUUAUGGAAGUAAAAUCUUAAGAUUUGAUGAUUUUGAUGAUUUCUCUACUAAAUUCAUUCUUAUCUUAAAUGAAUCUUUCAAAAAAAUCGUUUUACCAAACAUUCAAAUUGAUAUCCUGAAAAUCAUUGGUACUAGAGACAUGGUUGAAUUCUUCAAGAUCGAAGUUCAUGGUAAAUUAAUGGAAAUUAACAAUUUUUCAAAUUUAAAGAUCAUUAUGAAUAAUAUUGAAGUAAACGAUGAAAGUAAUUUGAUGGUUAAAUUGAAAGUUGACUUAACAAAUUUGAAAUUUGAUAGUUCCUUAAACCAUGAUACUGAAAAAUACAUCGAAUUACCAUUAUUAAGUUACAUGACCAAUUGGUUUAACGAAACCGAUGAUUAUAAAGUUCUAAACACUAAAAUUUAUCAAGACAAAUCCACCACAUUUUCAUCAUUCUUAGAUGGAUCAAUGACUCCCCCAAUGAAUGAUUCAUUACCAAACACCUUAACACCAUCGUCAUCACCAAUUUCUAAUGAACAAUUUUUUGAUUCUCAUGUUACUGUUAAGACUGAAAAAUUCUUCAGGAAAGAAAUAGAAAUUGAAAUCAUUAAAAAUUUGAAAUUGGUGCAAGAAAAUCAAAUUAUGAAUUAUCAAACUAUCUUCAAAAAUUUGAUCAAUUAUAUCUUAAGUUGUAAAACUGAAAUGAACUUCAAAUCGAAAUUUGAACAAAUUGAAUUAUAUCAAUAUAAGAAUAAUUUAAAUUUCGAAAACUUUAUUGAUUAUUUAUUGAAUAAAUUAUAUCAAUUAAGAGAAACUUUCGAAGAAAACGAACCCCAAGCUUUAUUAGCUUGUAAAGAUUUCACUAACUGGUUAGUGUAA